UAUCUCCACCUUAAUUGUUUUGAUAUUUUGAUAAAAGUAUCCUGAAAUUUUCUUUAUUCAAAAAGUGCUGUCGAAAAACGUGAUUUACGUUGGUCCAAUAAAUGCACCGCUGCAAUGCGUAACAUAUGUGAAACAAAACAUCACGUGCCCGGAAUGACUGACAGGAUCAUUACUGGGAGCCGCGCCGCGAUUGUGAACUUCAUUCAAGCACGAGUUGCACUUUUAUAUCACUUGAGUACGGAGGAAGCUCGGCGGAAAAAAUAAUGUGUGAAUCUUUCUUCAACAGUGUUGUCAUUCUGUUCAUUUGGGGCAAUGUUACACUCGUGUGUGUGCAAUGUCGAAGCGUCCCCGGAACUCACUUUCCUGAUGAAACGAAGUUAACUGGGCAGACAGAGCUCUGUUUGAAGAGAUGUGGCACCAGCUUUCAUACGGAUGACACGGGAACAUCAAGUGGAGAGUUGUCCAGUGUUCAGAUAUGUUAUGACAAGUGCCUUCAGGAAAGAGGGAAACUGAUUUCUGUCGUAGAUGAUAAGAAUGUUUCAAUCAGUGAGGAAUUGACGUCAUCUUUCAAGAGAAUCAAACGCGAAAUCCCAGGGAGCGAGAAAAGUAGCAGGGACGGUAAGACCUGCUUAAUGUACAGUCCAGGAAACUUUACGUUUCUUGAGCCCAAGAUUACAUUCCGAGAACCUAAGGACAAUGGAAGUUUUCUGGGAAAUGUAUCAUGGAAACCUCUGUCAAGCGACGCUUUUAAUUGGACUGGAUACAGAUUGAUUUACGUCGUUGGUCGGGUAUCUCAAGAGAAAUAUAAAUGCGUGGACUUCUAUAAGAACGAGACGAGUUAUUUUAUAAACAGUGGUCUACCGAAUAACACGCGCUUACGACUCAUGGUUGUCUCCAUACCCUUUGACUCCAGUAAGUUCGAGAAACUAGAUAUUGAUUGCCAUAUUCCAUGCGGUGAAAAGCCAACAACAAGUGGCACAUCAAUCCCUAAAACAACUCACCCCACGAGUCCAACAUCAGAAAUCCCAGGGAGCGGGAAAAGUAGCAAGGACGGUAAGACUCACCCCACGAGUCCAACAUCAGAAAGUAGGAGACCUACUAUUAUUGUCCUUGCCAUUAUCCCUGUCACUGUAAUUAUUUGUGCUGUGUCUGCUCUGCUAAUUUUCUGCUAUCGACUACAAAAGAAGGCGUCCCCGGGACAAUUGGGCUCUUAUAAAGAUAUGCAAUUUGAAUACGACGCGUUUGUCAUAUAUAGCUCCCAAGAUUCAGAGUGGGUGGUUAAAACUCUUAUUCCAACUCUUGAGGAAAAGCAUGGGCUAAAAUGUUGUGUGCAUUAUAGAGAUUUCCCUCUUGGAAUUCCUUUUCGUCAAAACAUGGUUGACAGCGUUUAUAAGAGUAAGAAGACAGUGGCCGUUGUAUCCACUCACUUUUUCAAUAGUAAUUACUGUGGGUCAGAACUGGAUUACGCUCUUCACCGACUUAUGGAAAAGAAAGAUGAUAGCUUGGUUGUUGUCAAACUUGAUGAAGUCAACAGGAAGAAACUUCCCAGAGAACUCCAAAAAAGGAGUUAUAUAGACUUUUCAAAGUCCACUGAUAAAGAAACCUGGGAGAGAAAACUAGUUAAAUGCUUGAGGUCCACCAACCCUCGACCUGAAUAAUUUGAAUGAAGUUCGGAAGCUAAUAUCACCAAAGGAAUUCCUAGUGAUAUGCUGUUUAAAAACACGCAGUUAUUUGUAAGGAAUCUUCAUCGAUGGGAUGAUCUCUAUGUGUUAUUUGUUCGGAGUUCGUCUGUCGUAUGCAUAGAAAGGAGGUUCUUGGAAGUGUGGUAUAGUAGAACUACCUUAGUCACUGUAUCUAGAGUAAGUACUAAAACUUUAGGGUCUGUUAGCAGUCAACAUGUUUUUAAAAUAAAGAGGUGAACAAUUUUGGUUAU
Pocillopora damicornis (cauliflower coral) is the source of this 1933-nucleotide messenger RNA. RefSeq lists its product as uncharacterized. Lineage: Eukaryota; Metazoa; Cnidaria; Anthozoa; Scleractinia; Pocilloporidae. Gene Ontology annotation, cellular component: plasma membrane. The record is from RefSeq and is a predicted model, not a curated record. Gene Ontology annotation, biological process: toll-like receptor signaling pathway; inflammatory response. Gene Ontology annotation, molecular function: signaling receptor activity.